Molecule: messenger RNA, 1343 nt
Organism: Carya illinoinensis
Lineage: Eukaryota; Viridiplantae; Streptophyta; Magnoliopsida; Fagales; Juglandaceae
Product: guanine nucleotide-binding protein subunit beta-like protein
Exons: 2
Coding region: 145-1125 (326 amino acids)
Biological process (GO): rescue of stalled cytosolic ribosome; positive regulation of protein phosphorylation
Cellular component (GO): cytosol; nucleus
Molecular function (GO): ribosome binding; protein kinase C binding; translation regulator activity
Source: RefSeq, a predicted model, not a curated record
AUGAGUGUUUCGCAUACCCAGUAUCGUCUGAUAUAAAUACGCUUCGUUCGGCCAUUUGCCUCCGCACGCACGCUCUCCACCUCCGAAAACCCUUUGAAGCAGCAGCAACGAGCGAGGGAUUGAGGAGAGCAAGAAGCUGCAAAAAUGUCGGAAGGACUUGUUCUCCGUGGUACCAUGAGGGCCCAUACCGACAUGGUGACGGCCAUCGCUACACCGAUUGACAAUUCUGAUAUGAUUGUCACUUCAUCCCGUGACAAGUCAAUCAUCGUCUGGCACCUCACCAAGGAGGAGAAGACCUACGGUGUGCCCCGCCGCAGGCUUACGGGCCACUCCCAUUUCGUCCAGGAUGUCGUGCUCUCCUCCGACGGCCAGUUCGCUCUAUCCGGUUCAUGGGACGGCGAGCUCCGGCUGUGGGACCUUCAGGCCGGCGUCUCUGCACGUCGCUUUGUGGGCCACACCAAGGAUGUACUCUCCGUCGCCUUCUCGAUCGACAACCGUCAGAUCGUAUCCGCCUCCCGCGACCGCACGAUCAAGCUCUGGAACACAUUGGGUGAGUGCAAGUACACCAUUCAGGAUCAGGAUGCCCACACCGAUUGGGUCUCCUGCGUCCGGUUCAGUCCCAACACGCUUCAGCCCACCAUUGUCUCAGCUUCGUGGGAUCGGACCGUGAAGGUCUGGAACUUGAGCAACUGUAAACUCAGGAACACGCUGGCGGGUCACGGCGGGUAUGUCAACACGGUUGCCGUCUCGCCGGACGGGUCUCUGUGCGCGAGCGGAGGCAAGGACGGCGUGAUCCUGCUCUGGGACCUGGCAGAGGGGAAGAGGCUCUACUCGCUUGACGCUGGGUCUAUCAUCCACGCGCUGUGCUUCAGCCCCAAUAGGUACUGGCUUUGCGCGGCGACCGAACAGAGCAUCAAGAUCUGGGACUUGGAGAGCAAGAGCAUUGUUGAGGAUCUCAAGGUGGACCUCAAGACUGAGGCAGAGAAGGCGGAUGACAACACUUCUAAUAGCAAUAAGAAGAAGGUUAUCUACUGCACAAGCUUGAACUGGAGUGUUGAUGGCAGCACACUAUUCAGUGGAUAUACAGAUGGUAUUGUGAGAGUGUGGGGAAUUGGUCGUUACUAGUAAACCUCAAGAAAUUAUUCAACUUCGGCUUCAAGAACAAACCUGUUGCUCUUUUUAAUGUUAGAAGUUUUAAAAUCUUUUAUGAUUUUGUUGGCAACGGUGAAGAUUUGAUCAUGUUUGACAUUGGGGUUGAGGCUAAUGAUGUUUUUGUUUUGGUUUUUAUGUUAGAUGUCGUAUUCGUAUUUAAAAUUGUGGAAAUGAAGAUUGUCUUAGCUGCA